CGACGAUCCAGUGGGACGCGAUGCGCGCGGCGGAGGCGGCGGCGUGCGAGGUGGUGCUGCGCGUCCACCGCCAGGCAGAGCGCCACCGCCAGGACGUCAUCGGCUACCUCAAGCGCAUCGGCUCCUCCGUCGGCUGUGAGUAUAUUCAGGCUGUUUCAGAAGCAUAUCUCACUCGACACUAGCAGUACAGGUGUAAUCGUGUUAGGUAAAAAUGCAAUGUUCUUCAGGCUGUUUCAGAGUACACUGAUGACCAUUAAAUUUCUCAGUCAAUAAAGGUAUGACAAAAAGGAUCUCGCAAAUUACAGUAUUCCAGCAUCCAUGCAUCUGUACCCAUCAAGCCGUCUCAUGAAAAGGUACCGUGUUCUGUUUUUAGCUGGGAAUUGACCGAAUUCGGAAAUGAAGAUGCCUUGUUAUGCUCUAACAACGUCGCAGAACUGAAGCAGUUAUCUUAUAACAGACUCAGUCUCUAUUAUCUUCAGCUUUUUCAGACUCUCUAAGCCACUCCUGAAGUUUCAGUUCUUGUUCUUCUUUGAACUUAUUGUAAGUCUCCACGGUUUUGGCAAUAUCAGUUUCCUCACAUUAGUUUGUGCUAUCUCUUGAUGCUAUUUGCGGGCUGAGCCCUUUGCAAGUACAAGAUAAGGGAUAAUGGAUUUGUAUCUUAAUGUUUUUCAGUUCUAGUUAUUUGGUGAUUGUUAUUGUCAGAAGCUCAUCUUAUUUUUAUUCUUUAGUGACAUGACUCAUGAGGCAGUAGCCUUCAUUGUCGAGGAUUGUGGAUUCUCUGAAAGACAAACUCAUGGCUCUACUAGGAUGUUCAUGAGGACCCUUGAGUCUUGUCUUGCUAUCUUGCCCACAUGAGGAGUCUUGCAGGCUCUGUCUCAUUCGUUUUGUAUCUUUCAAUGCUAAGCUCAAGUAAAGCGUCUGGCUUCUCUGUGAGAAGCGAGCGAAUAAUACAUGAAGCAAUACAUCUUUUUUUAUACUAUAGUAAGCCAUCUAGGCUCUCUACAUUUCUAGCACUACCUCGAGUACUUACUAAAUUCAUUAAUUUUUCGUUCUAUUAAUUUUUGUGACCUUGAUAAACACUUUAUCUAUGAAUCAACCAUGUGACAUCUUCCUACCGGAUUGGGUUACAACUAAUAGUUUAAUUCCUUUGCCCUUCUAGAUCAUCAUGCCCCUAGCCAUGUCAAAUUAUUUAAGAGCACAUAUCUUGUGAGAACUAGCUAAACUUGAAAACUAUGUCAAAACUCAUAAGUAGAUGGUUACAACUAAUAGUUUUUCUUUUUACACCUUCCAUUGCUAACUAUGCUUCCGAGGAACAAAUGAUAAUUGGAUUCUUGUCUUGCUUACUUUCUUCUACAUUUUUGCAGUUAAUGUAAAUGAAAUAUGUAUGAGUUGUUCAAAAAGAUAAGCAAUGUCAUGGUUGAUGAUGGCUUGAUUAAUAAGGUGCUCCAGAUCUUCAUGAGGAGAUGAUUCAUUUUAGUAGUGUGGUUGAUGUUUCUAAGUUGAGGAUCAAGUACACCUGAAGUUACUUAGUUAAUUAUUACUGAUUUGUUAGUUCUCAAAUUUGUGUAAUAACAAUUUUGUUCUCACUUCUGUCACUUCUGUUUUUUAGUUGGACGUAUUAGUAUAUUAAACUUCAAACUUUAAGUUGCAAGAGCCCACCCGUUAGUAUCCUACUUCAAACCACUUCCCAGCAAAAAAAGUAAAAAAAAUGCAGCAGUCAGAUAGGAACUGGUGUCACGCUGGAAAAAAAAACGCCCUAAAAAGUAAAAAAAAACUCGAAGGCGCGCUCAAAUAUAAUAGCGCGCUGAAAAAAAUCAAAGGGACGCGGCGCUACUAUAUGUCCUGGAACGGAACGGAACCGCGAAGAGCUUGCUAGGCUAUGUAGUUCCAUCAUUUAACCACCUUGCGGUAGACAGGAGGGCCAUUUAACCAUCUUGCGGUAGACCAGGAGCCCUCGGUGGCCACCGCUCGCCGGCAGCACGACGUCACGGAGACAGCACCUGCCUGAGCCGUCACCUCCAUCGUGACGCCUCACUCUUCCCCGUCACUGCUUUCCCCACCCCCGCCCGCCGAUCCACCCCAUCCGAUCCGAGCACCUUCUCACCCAUCGCCACCGCCGCCCUCCUCGUUGUCGCAGAGAGAAGCGGCGGCACCGAUGGGCCGCCCGCCGAGCACCGGCGCCCCGGCGUUCCGCUUCCUCCCGUCCGAGGUGGCGGAGAUGGAGGCGCGCCUGCAGCAGCUCAACAACGCCAUCCCCACCCGCGCCGUGCUGCAGACGCUCGCCGACAAGUUCUCCGCCUCGCCCGAGCGCGCCGGCAGGGUCACCAUCCAGCCCAAGCAGGUGUGGAACUGGUUCCAGAACAGGCGCUACUCGCACCGGGCCAAGACCACCAGGGCCGCGCCGCCGCCGGCGGCUAAGAUGACGCCCUCGGGGGCCGACCACCUCCAGCACGCCGCCAACUCCUCCGCCUUCAGGGCCGGUCAGCCCUCCGCUGUCGCCGCGCACCACGGCUCCUCCCCCUCCGCAGGGAAGAACCCUGUGGAGGGUGUCCAGGUCGAGUUCGAAGCCAAGUCAGCUCGAGAUGGCGCAUGGUAUGAUGUUGCUGCGUUUCUGUCUCAUAGGUUGUUUGAAUCAGGGGAACCGGAAGUACGGGUUCGUUUUUCUGGAUUUGGAGCAGAGGAAGAUGAAUGGAUCAAUGUUCGCAAAUGUGUGCGACAGCGUUCUCUUCCAUGUGAGGCCACUGAAUGUGUUGCAGUGCUUCCAGGGGACCUAAUUCUUUGCUUUCAGGAAGGUAAAGAACAGGCUCUCUAUUUUGAUGCUCGUGUCCUUGAUGCCCAAAGGAGAAGGCAUGAUGUAAGAGGAUGCAGAUGUAGAUUUCUUGUUCGCUAUGAUCAUGAUUCUUCUGAGGAAAUUGUUCCAUUGAGGAAGGUGUGCCGCCGACCAGAAACUGACUACAGGCUUCAGAUACUGCAUGCAGCUAGAGCGGCAGCCACCAUGGAUGUUCACACCCCACCCAAAGAGGUUAAACUAGAGCUGACAUCCAACGAGAAGAGCCCAGCAGAGCAGAAAGCCCCGAAGCAGCACAAGAUGAUGGAUGUGAACACCGAUGAGGUGACCAUGGUCUCCGGCGUGGAACAAGAAGUGACACCAGCCAAGGCUGGAGCUGGAGCCUCAUUACCGUCAGCAACGCCAGAAACCCGCAAUUCGAGUUCAGAUGUGAUGAGGGAUGGGGAGUCUGCCUCGGUGGUUGAAGAUGAUGAUGAAGUACAAGUGGUGGAGAAGAUGAAAGAGGGGGAUUAGUUUGUUUGUUUUUUCCGUGCAUUGUGCUGGGUUAACUUGAUGUUGUCGUACAAAUUUGACUAAUUUAGUAGUAUAUCUAUUUAGCUCAGAGCCUAUUGUAUUUACCAUCUAGCGUCUUGGUGGGCUUGGAAGAUUGCUCCUUAACAGCUUAAGUGAAAGUUGACUGUUUCGAAGGUAA
Molecule: messenger RNA, 3479 nt
Organism: Setaria italica (foxtail millet)
Lineage: Eukaryota; Viridiplantae; Streptophyta; Magnoliopsida; Poales; Poaceae
Product: protein SAWADEE HOMEODOMAIN HOMOLOG 2
Exons: 9
Coding region: 2156-3301 (381 amino acids)
Molecular function (GO): DNA binding; chromatin binding
Source: RefSeq, a predicted model, not a curated record